Molecule: messenger RNA, 3843 nt
Organism: Nerophis lumbriciformis (worm pipefish)
Lineage: Eukaryota; Metazoa; Chordata; Actinopteri; Syngnathiformes; Syngnathidae
Source: RefSeq, a predicted model, not a curated record
AUGAAUAGCGGCGGGGGUCACACCAGCCCCGAGCCCACCCGAGGGAUGGAGUCCCACAAGAGGAAGGACUGUCCCUCAGACAUGCUCGGACCAAGCCCUAAGAGGAGCACGGAGCGGCCAAAUCGCGAGCAGGAAAACAAAUACAUCUCAGAGCUGGCCGAGCUCAUCUUCGCCAACAUCAACGACAUGGAUGACCUUAACGUUAAGCCCGACAAGUGCGUCAUCCUCAAGGAGACGGUCAAGCAGAUCCGGCACAUCAAAGAGCACGAAAAAGCUCCAGUGACCGACGCGGACGAAGUGCAGAAGGCCGACAUCUCGUCCACCGGGCACGGCGUCAUCGACAAGGACACUCUGGGGCCCAUGAUGCUGGAGGCUCUGGAUGGCUUCUUCUUCGUGGUGAACAUGGAAGGCAACGUGGUGUUCGUGUCGGAGAACGUCAGCCACUAUUUGUGCUACCAGCAGGAGGAGCUGAUCAACACCAGCAUCUACAGCGUCCUGCACGUGGGCGACCACAACGAGUUCGUCAAAAACCUGCUGCCAAAAAGCCUUGUCAACCACUGCGGCGGCGACCCGUCGAGCAGGAACAGUCACGCGUUCACCUGCCGCAUGUUGGUCAAGCCGGCGCCGGUGGACGGCGAAGGCUCGUGCCAGGGGGUUGAUCAACAGGAAGCCACGCAGCAGAAGUACGAAACCAUGCAGUGCUUCGCCGUCUCCCAACCAAAGUCCAUGAGGGAGGAGGGGGAAGAUCUGCAGUCGUGCCUCAUCUGCGUGGCCAGAAGAGUCCCGGUGAAGGAGCGAGCGUCCGCGCCGUCGUACGAGAGCUUCACCACGCGACAGGACCUCCAAGGUAAGAUCACCUUGCUGGACACCAGCUUGCUCCGGGCCUCCAUGAAGCCCGGCUGGGAGGAUCUGGUUCGCCGCUGCAUUCAGCGCUUCCACCUGCAGAACGACGGCGACGUCUCCUUCGCCAAACGACACCAGCAAGACGUGUUGAGGAACGGGCACGCGCUCAGCCCCCUGUACCGCUUCUCGCUGUCCGACGGCACGGUGGUUUCGGCGCACACCAAAAGCAAGCUGGUCCGUUCGCCCGCCACCGACGAGCCACAGCUCUACCUGUCCUUGCACAUAUUGCAGAGGGAGACUAUGGGUGCCGCGCCACCGGACGUUCCUGUCAGCAGCUCCCCAGAUGCCGCCAUCACCGGCAACCACUUGCCCGUGUGUUCACCGCAGGCCAACGGCUUCAAACCAGGCAGUCCCUUAGCCCAGGGAAGCCCCAAUGUCACCUCGGGGGUCCAGGGCACUUAUUUGUCCCCUUGCCAUCAGCACAGUCCCAAUAUGGUGGCGAGUAGCAGCAACGGUAGCCCCCGCGCGGCCCAUCUGCCCGCUACUUUCUCACCGGUCAACGGCCUCCGUUCCCCGGCGUCUAUCAGUAGUAGCUCCAACAACCUCGGCUUUGACACACUGGGAGCCCUUCAAGCACUCAGUCAGAGCCACGGGGCUUCCGAGUCCCCCGAUGGUAACGUCGCCCAAGAGACGGAGUGCCUAGGCCCGGAAGCCGAUUUACCGGGAAGGUUCAGGGAGGACUCGUCCCGACCCGAGGACGAGGACCCGGAUAGCUCGGACGAGCCGGAUCGGCGUUUGAGCGGCAAAGGCCACACGCAGCUUCUGCAGCUCCUCACUACCAAGCCAGAACCUGCUGACCCCUGCUCGUCUCUCGGGGCGCUAGCGGACGAGCAGUUGGCAGGGGUGGGCGCCUGUCUCGGGGCGCCGCAUGCCAACCACUCGGCCUCGCUGAAGGAGAAACAUAAAAUCUUGCACAGGCUGCUCCAGAACAGUAGCUCGCCAGUGGAAAUGGCCAAGCUCACAGCCCAGGCCACAGGGAAAGAGCCCGCCGGGGCCGAGUCGGCGAGCGGCGGCGAUGAGGGCUCGGCUGAGUCGGGCGUGAAGCAGGAGCCCGAAAGCCCGAAGAAGAAAGACAACGUGCUGCUGCGCUACCUGCUGGACCGUGACGACAACUUGGUCCUGGACAAAGCCAUUAAGAUGGAGGGCGGAGACAUCAUCAAGAUGGAGAAACAAGACCCCGUUUUCAAUCUGGCCGAGCAGGUCAACGAGCUAGAAGACCUACUGGACAACAGCCGUCUUCAUCAUCAUGAGUUGUUCCCCCGAGGAGUUCCGGCUUCUUCGUCCUCGUCUUCGACUGCUCCCACCGGGAUCAUGGCCGACAUACUGAACAUGAUGGACGGAGUCCACGGGGAACACGCGAGCCCGACCCCACAGCAUCGGACCUUCACAGCGGUCGGGUCUCCAGCUCCAGUAGGCAGCACAAGACCCGCCCUAGCGGCCCGAGGAGCCCCGCCCGUCAGGAGCCUAUCGCUGGACGGCAUGGGCACCAGGCCCCUCCCGCCGCAGCACAGGAGCAGCAACGUCGUCAACAACAGCCCGUAUUCGUUACUACAGCAGCAGCAAAGCAUUUUGUCCGGCGGCCCAACGCAGCACGGCUGGGGACCCACUGGGGUCCCAUGCGCAAGUCAGGGGCCUCGUGCGGCUCAGAUGGUCCCAGACGUCAAUGGGGCCGUCCCCGCCAGGGGGGCGCCGCCCACCCGUUCCGUCGUCGGCAUGCACAUGAUGGCUGCCGGAGAGAUGGAGUUAACAAACUCGGGCUACCAGCAGCACGCGCCGCCCAAUCAGACGGCCCCGUGGCCCGACAGGAUGAUGCUGGAGCACUACAUGAGUCAAAACAGAUCACCGUACGGGGAGGAUGGGAUCGGGUGUUGCGGGGGAGCAGCGCCCGAGGGCCCGGCGGACGAGGGGGCGCUCCUCAACCAGCUGUGCUCCGUGCUCAAGGACUACGAGGGCCUGGAGGAACUGGACAAGAUGCUCGGGAUCCCCAGCAUGGCCGGACAGGGUCCCGCGUCGGAGCCAGACCAGCUUUUCGCCCCAUCGGACCCGAUGGCGGCCAUCAAGCCCCCCGUGUACGCUCAGCACUACGGCUACGGCGGACCCCCGCCUCCAGACGCCUCCUUCCUCUGCUCGUCGGUGGGCGGAGGCCACAUAGGGCAGCAGAGGUUGGGCGGCUACCCGCCCGUCAUGAGAAUGCCCGGCGUGCAGGGGCACCGGGCGGGCAGCGUUCGGUCCGUCGGGGCAGGUGCACCGCUACCGCCGCAACCCAACAACCUCCGGAUGCAGCUGCAGCACCGAUUGCAGCUUCAGAACCGUCAGCCAAUCAUGAACCAGAUGACUGGGGUGUCCGGUAUCAAUCUACCUCUGAGGUCCAACCUUCCCAACCAGGGUUCGUUCAACACGCAGAUGUUAGCGCAGCGUCACCGCGAGUACCUCAGCAACCACCUGCGGCAACGUCAACAACAGCAACAACAACACGGCGCCAUGAUGCCUGUCAACAUGCCCGCCAACAUGGCUGCCGCGGGGGGCGGGUCCAACCCGCGUCUGGCUCAAAGCGCCGCCGCUCAACACUACGGCUAUGCCGCGCAAGGCUACGGAGGCCUCAGCCAUCCUCCUCCUCAUCCUCAUUUGGACUCGGCGUCCAUGUUGUCACCCGGUAUGCAAAUGCAGGGAGGGGCGGCGCCCGCCUACUCUGACGUCCCAGACAUCAACUCGUGGAUGCAACCUGCCAACAACGUGUUCCAACCCCAGCAGGCGCCGUUCGCUGGCAACGUCAACGUCUACAACAACAUGAACAACAGAGGCGCAAACAUCAACAUGGCCACACACGUCAGCAACAUCAUGCAUCAGGAACAGGUGGGUGACGGCAAUCUGAUCCUAGAUCAGCUGGCGGGAAUGGACAUGAUACCGCAAGAUGGCGACGUCAACUCUGGCUCUCAUUGA